Haemonchus placei is the source of this 309-nucleotide messenger RNA. NCBI's taxonomy places the organism in Eukaryota, Metazoa, Nematoda, Chromadorea, Rhabditida, Trichostrongylidae. The record is from the annotation of a GenBank genome assembly.
AAGAUCUGCAUUGAUCUUUCAAUCUGGUACCGUUCUGUAUUUGGUUCCCAUCUUGACGUUCCACUGCUCCGUAUGGGCCAGCUACUGGCUUUGCCAGUCGUUUCUUCUUUUAGAUAUAAACUGAACAUUGCAGAUAUGGAAAUGCUAAAAUAUCUACUGCAAAAGUUGAAGACCAUUGUGAAACCAGGAAUAGCGGGAAGCAUGGAGUUGGCCCGUUCGCUUCUGACAGGUAGUGAUGUGGGAGAUGUUCUCGAAUUCGAGGUGGGAGCUGAGAUUUUCACUUAUUUUACUAUUCGAGGAGAGCACUGA